AAAAAACCACGUAGGUAUGUACGCGGUGCGCACCGUGUGAUAAACACACCGUUAUCAUUUGUUCGCCGACAACGUUACGUUUCUAUUCCAACAGCGGCCUAUCUGUGCCAUACUCCAAACAGGAAUUUCCAUUUGCACGCUCAGAAGGGCCGGCUCUAGCCGUCAGUGGUUGGUUUUCUGUGCUCAUUCGUUCGGUUUCCAGCGUAAGUUCGGCUACCGUGUCAUUCAUCGUAUUUACAUUUAUUUCCUUCCCGUCCCUUCCGGACAUGAAACCCGAGGCGAUCGUAUGGCUAGUGGGGCUACUGUGUUCCGUGCCCGCGUCCGCCUUUUACCUACCCGGUUUGGCGCCCGUCAAUUAUUGCAAGGAACUCGCCGCGACGUGCUUGGUAAAUAUUUUUGAGACAAAAGUACCAUUAUUAUUACCUAUUGUUAAUUGCCUAUCAAUGUUAAUUGUUAUACCUAUUAUUGUAACCGUACAACGAUAGGUAGGUAACCACGUCUCGCGUGUGCCGCCUACGGAUGAUGAAUCGAUGGCGAUGACGCUGUGGCGUCCGUUAGGUCUUAGACUGUGCGUCUCGAGUUGUAUUUUUUCGUCUGUUCCCCUGUAGUUCGUCGAUCGCCGAACACUUGUCUAUGCACCGAGUACUGCGUUUUGUCAGCGUCUGCCCUCCCUCCACUUGCACUCGCGUUAGUCGCGUCAAAAAUUCACGAUAUUAUUUACCGGCCGACGGCUACAGCGAUUAUCGUGUACCGUUUAACGCCGUUUGACCGUUUUUCUAAACUUCAAUGAUAAUCGGCGUCCUAACCGUCACACGUCAGAUUGUAUUAGUAAUACCGUUGAUUAUAAAUUGUAAUAUAAGUAAACGGACAAUUCCCCCUCCUACCGAAUAAUUUCGUUGGAUUAGACAUUUUCUCCUGGGGUACAUUUAUUAUGCAGACGUUUUCCUAAGUUCUUACGAUAUUUGUACACAUUGUAUGUUAUAGGUAUUCAAAGCAAUUGGUGGCAAAAUUAGACAUUAGACAACAAUAUUAAUUUUCAAAUUAAUUUUUUUUUUUUAUAUUAGGAGUGUAUAAGAGGGGGGGGGGGUUUGCAUUAAGUCAAGCGCUGGGUUUAUCUAGUCUUGCUAGUCGCCACCUCAAGGCUUAUUGUAAAUUUUUAGUUUAACUACAUUCAAAUGUUAUUGGUUUUCCUUGUCUACUUGUUGAAGUUUGUUUUAUAGUUUGUGCACAAUUAACUAGAACCACCACUCCUUUUAAUAUUCCUAUGUCUUCUUCUAACUUCCAGUCAAAUACUCCCUUUAUUUAUUGGUUGAAUUUUGCCAAUGAGGACCCAUCCUUAUCUGUCUAACAUACUUUCAUUUAGCACUUGUUCUGUUCUUAUUGUUAUUACUUUAUAAAAUAGAAACAUGUGGUACAUUUUGUAUUACCGUAUAUCAAUUGUAUUACAAUUAGGAUUAAGUGAUGAAUAAAGUGAAGAAAGGUAUCUGGUAUGUUUUAUGUGACAAGACAAUUUCAAUGAGACUUAAAGUUAAGUUUUACAAAAGUGUAGUGAGAUUGAAUAUGCUGUAUGAUUCAGAAUGUUGGAUAGUAGACCGAAAAAUAGAACAGAGAAUGUGUGUAUUUGAUUGAUUUAAUUGAAAAUUAAAAAAUUGUUUUCAAGUAGAUCAGAUUUCAUAUUAAAACAAAAUAUUAUCUUUAAAUAAAUGGUUUUUUUUUUUUGGAUAUCUAUAUAUUAGAAUUAUUGAAGUUAGGUAAUGAGAAUAUUAGAAGAAAUAGAUUAUUUUGUAUUAUUGCUAGGAUGGUUAAAUAAUUUUAAAAUGUAUUGUAUUAAAAUACAAAAUGUACAAAUUUGCAUUGAAUAAAAUACAAGUUUCAAAUAUUGUUAAGUUAAACUUCGAUAAAUUGAAAUAAAUUACUGAAACUGAUUAUUUGAAAGAUAAACUAUAGAUAACUUGAACAUUUUAUGUUUUGAAUAAAUAUUGAAUUAUUGAAUUAUUAUUAUUACUUGGAAAAUUGUAACACUACAUUAUUAUGUUUUAUUUUUGUAGUCAAAACUUAAUUUUAAAGAAUCGAAAUAAUGACUAAUAAACUUUACUUCUUAUAACUAUAAUAUAUUUAAAAAAAACUAUAAUGGAAAUGUUAAUUAGAGCUUACUGAGUAAUUUAAAAAAUUGUAUUUGGGAAGCCAGCUUUUUAAACAAAUUGGAAACCCUUAGGGUAAAUUUGUUCAAUACUUGUUUUUCAAAAAACGUAUUUUUGUAAAUGACAUUUCAUAAAUGUAUGUUAAAUUAAUCGUAUAUGAAAUAUUUUUAACCGACAAUUUUUCAGUUAAUGCAUUUCUGUAAAUUUUCAAGAAAACAACUACCUAAAAAUUGAUUAAUUCCAUUUGAAGUUUUGACUUUUAAAGUUAAACAAUUUUUUAGCUACAUCAGCCCAUUAUUCUUACAAAAGAACAUCAAAAGAAACAUUUAAAAGUUGAGAUGGUUUUUCUAUUUCAGAACAGUCUUUGAAUAUUGCUUUGAAUUCCUACACAAGACCUCUCACAAAACUUAAAAAUAUUUCUAUGUUUACAGUUUUAGAAAAAUAAUGCUUCUGUAAGAAAUGUAUGUUAAUUUUUCUUUAUAAAUUUUAUGCGAUAUUUGUUUUGGGAAUUUUACACGAGUCACUUAACCACCUUUGAAUUAGAAAAUACAAAUCUUCCCACUACCUAACAAAUGUUCUAUUGUCAUUAUACAGUAGAUAUUUGAAUAAAUAAUCAGAAGACUAAUGCCCAGUUGUAUAAUUUCCAGGGUUAAAUAAAUAUUAGUAAAUCAAUGAUCAAAUUUUAAUCAUUGAUUAAAUCUAUAUCUGUUGUAUGAUGGACGAUUAGGUUAUGAUUAGUUAAUUAAUGAUUAAAACAUAAUGUGGUUGUUUUUAUAUAAUAUUUGAAUUUUGUUGUAUUACACUCUGUACUCAUACAUGUGAUACUCUUAUCACCAAAUAUAUUAUUUUACCCAAAUAAUAAUUAUUCAUAUAUUUUAUUUCAUUAAAAAUUUUCUACAUUAUUAAUUAGUUUUUAAUAAUUUAUUUUUAAUCAUUAAUAUUUUCUAUUAGGACUUGUGUGUAUGUGUAUACAGAAAUCAGUAUGGAUUCAUUAUUAUAUUAGUAGAGAUUUGAAAAUAUAACAGAAACCUUAUAUUUUCCUUUUACAGACUGGUCAAAUUUUCAAAACAUUUGAGCCAUUUCAAAACUAUUUAUAGUUAUACAUUUUUUGGUAAUAUUUAUUUAAUAGGUACUUUGUAGAUAAAAUUGUUACACCAAUUAAAAAUGCUUUAAAAUUUAACAGAAGAUUACCAUGAGUUAUACUUAGUGGUCAACAAGUUGAGUUUUAUAUAGUAUUUUGUUUAUUGUAAGAAUUUUAAUUUCAAAUUUUGACAUAUAUUAUGGAAUUUUAAAACAUGUAUAACCGAACUCUGCUCAGAAUCAUUUUUAAUUAGUAAUGAUUAAUGGUUGCAUAUACAAAUUAAAUUCUUCUCUAUAUUCUAACUUCCCAACUUCUCACUACAGUGGCCCUUCCAUCGAGCAAAGUAUGUCAGUCUCUUAUUUUUUUCAAAAUGUGUGUUUUAAGUCACUGAAUCCAUAGUAUAAUCGAAAAGCUGUGAUUUAAUUUACUUUUAAAGUUAUAGAAUUUUGAAAUUGGCUAUUAUAAUGUAGUCAGCAACAGGAUAGUAAAAAUUAUAAGUUAUGAUAGAGUUUUUUCACUUUUUUUUUUGAAACUACUUUAAAAUUACUAGACAUAAAUAAUGGUGCAGCUUCAUGCAGUUCUAAAAUUAUGUAGGGGAUGGCGCACUAUGAUGCCACUCUUGAUAGUUUUCUGUAUAAAAACUUAAACUUUUGGCUUUUGGUUUACUUCCUUCAGGAGUCCAUGUCAACACACUUCAAAUAAUUAUAACAUUAAAUUAUCAUUAUACAAUUGUUUUUGUGUAGUAAUUUUAUGUAGAUUUAUUUAAAAUAAUAACAGUGAAUCUAAGUAAUAUUUUUUAUUAUCACAUUACAUCAUAAUAUCCAACUAUGAAGUGUUAUUAGUACCUUUAAAUGUUCCUUUAAAAAUAAAUACAACAGUAUAAUUUGAUUUCAUAUUCAAUGCCUUAAAAUACACAUUCUGAAGAUAAAAACCCAAGCAUUGGGAUUAUACCUUUUAAAACCCUUAAUAUAUUUACUGUGAACUCGUAAAAUUAUUUUUUACAUUUGUUAACAAUAAAUGUUUUAAAUAUUGUUACAGAAAAAAAUUGAAGUUUUUGUGAACCGACUCAAUUCUGAUGAAUCAGUUAUACCAUACGAAUAUCAUUAGUAAGUUCUAUAAAUAUUUUGGAUUAAUUAUUUUUAAGAAAAUAUUUUAUAAUUAAUGUAUUAUUUGGUUGUGGUUAAGUAUCUAUCUAUGAUUUUUGCUCUACUUAAUAUGUGUAACCUAUAUUUUAUUAUUAGUGUUCAUUAUAACCAGGUUGUUACACUUUGCAUUAAAUAAUAUCAAUCAAGUUUAAUAUACUUUCAAUUAAAAUUCACUGUGAAAUUUUUGUAUUUUUAGUUCUGAGUGUAGAGUGUAACUACUAUUACAUAAGAUUAAAAAUUAUAUUGCAUUACAAAGAUCAAUUUUGAUUAAUAAUAUUAGGAACUGUUACAGGUAAAUAUUAAGUAGGUUAUAUUUUACCAAUUUUGUACCAUAAUAUAAUCUUAGUUAAUUUCAAGUUAUAAUGCAUACAGACAUUUCUUAAUAGUUUAAUUUUAAUCAUGAUCAUAGAUUUUUUUUUUUUUAUGUUCAGAGUAGAUAUUAAAAUGUCUACAACAAAUAAAUGUGUGUAUUGUCUAAAUUAUACACUUUCCUCAGAGUACACAAUUAUUAAAAAUGAUUCUCAUGGUACUCUCAUUCUGAGGGAAGAAAAACCAAUACCUAAAGUAAAAACACAAAAUUUAAGUUUUCGUUUUUUAUAGAGCUUUCAAUAGUUUCCAAUAUCUUAAUUUACAAAUUAUUAAUUGUAUAUAUAAUACUAAAUUUUUGUCUGAGUUUAUUUAAUUUGUCAACCUUUUUUUAUUAGUUUUGACUUCUGUACAUCUGACGAAAGUAAAUCACCAACUGAAAAUCUUGGACAAGUUUUAUUCGGUGAAAGAAUCCGACCAUCUGGAUAUAAUGUAAGUACUUAAAGUACAUAACUCUAUUGUAUUAAAUCAUAACUUUAAAAAAUAUGCAUUAUUUAUUGAACUUCUUUAAGUUUACUGACUAUCUAGUUCAAAUAAUACAAAAAAUUAAUUGAAUUAUGUUGUAUACUAAAUAUUCUUAUUUAAUUUCUUGUUUCUUUUAAAUUACAGAUGCAACUUCAUUUUUAAUUAUUAACAUAUUAUGUGUAUGCUUAUUAAAUUUCUCAUAGUUUUAAGUUGUAAAAAGAUUAAUUAAUUAUGUGAUUUGUUUUUCAUUGUUAUUAAUUUAUAGAUAUCAUUUUUAAAUGAUGAAACUUGUAAAGUAUUAUGUACCAAAAAAUAUGUUCCUAAUGAUUCAAUUAGCUCUAUGAAGUUAUUUGUUCUUAAGCGAGGAAUGAGCCUGAACUAUCAACAUCAUUUUAUUGUUGGCAAGUUACCUUUUAGUAUAAUAUAGACAUUACCAACAUCUAGGUUUUGGUUUAUUGAUUUAAAUAAAUCUAAAAAAUUAGAAUCUUGACAAUUAGUUAUCAUGUGACUUGUAUUAAUUUAUGUUACUAUGUAUUGUAUAUUUAUUUAAAUUUAAAUAUUAUACAUAUUUAGUGUAAAAAAUAGAAUACUGAGAUAAUAAGUUUAAUUUUGUAUUUUUUUUUUUAGAUAAUAUGCCAGUUACUUGGUGUUAUGAUUUGGAUGAUAAUUUACAAUAUUGUAGUACAGGCUUUCCAAUGGGUUGCUACAAGCCAUCCUUGAAUCACGAUAAUAAUUUAUGUGCAACAAUUCUUAAUGCAAGUCUAAAUUAUUAAGAUAAAUUAUAUUAUAUUUAAACAAUCAAUUAUACUUCAGAUAUUUAUGUAUUAUCCAUUUAUACUUUAUAGGACCAUUAAUUUAUUAAGUGUUAAUUACUUAAUAAUAAGUUUUAAUUUUAUGUAUUUCAUAUACCAUAUACUUAUUUAUUUAUUCUAAAUUAUUGUGUAUAUUAUAAAUAAUUUUAUGUUGUUUUAGGCACCUCCACAGCUUAUGAAACAAAAUACAUAUUAUAUAUUCAAUCAUUUAGAUUUUACAAUCACUUAUCAUAGUGGAAAGAAUGAAGAGUGGGGCUCAUCAUUUAAUUCUGAAGGUGGCAGAAUUAUAGGUUUGUUUCCAAACAUUUUUAUAGUACAUUGUAAAUUAAUUAUUUAGUUAAAAAUUUUAAUUUUUCAUACAAUUUUAAUGGUAUAUAUUUAUACAUAAUUAUGUUUAUUUUAAAGCUGUUAAAGUUAAACCAAGAAGUGUGAAGCAUAAAUAUCCAAUUACAGUUACGGGGUGUGAACUGCCGGGAAAUUUCAUGGAAAUUCCUGCUGAUAAAAUAACCAGUGAAUUAAACAUAACAUAUACUUACUCUGUUAAAUUUGAGGUUGGUAUUAAGUAUGUUAUCAUUUUAAACUUUACUAUUUAUUUAAUGACAUAUUUUAGAUGAAUAAUACUGUUAAAUGGUCAUCCCGGUGGGAUUAUAUAUUGGAUUCUGUUCCACCAACUAACAUACAGUGGUUCAGUAUAUUUAAUUCUUUAAUGAUAGUAAUUUUUCUAUCUGGGAUGGUAGCAAUGAUUAUUUUGCGUACAUUACAUAAAGAUAUUGCUAGAUAUAAUCAGGUAAUACUGUUAUUAAAUGUAUCAUAUUAUACAUUUAAUAUUGAAUAUUAACAGGUUUUUGUGAUUAGAUUGAUGCUGGUGAUGAUAUCAAAGAGGAAUUUGGUUGGAAACUAGUUCAUGGGGAUGUUUUUAGGCCUCCAAGAAGAGGAAUGUUACUUUCAGUUUUCGUUGGUUCUGGAGUACAAGUGCUGUGUAUGACUGUUGUAACACUAGGUAAUUGUCUACUUGUGAAAUUUAAUUAUUAUUUUGCUUUUUAAAUGAUGUUAUGAUUGUUUUUCAGCAUUUGCAUGUUUGGGAUUUUUGUCACCAGCAAAUCGUGGUUCAUUAAUGACUUGUUCUUUAGUAUUAUAUGUUUGUUUGGGAACACCCGCUGGUUAUGUUUCAUCAAGAAUUUAUAAAAGUUUUGGUGGUGAAAAGUGGAAAACCAAUAUAAUUUUGACUUCCAUGUUUUGUCCAGGGUCAGAUAUUUUUAAUAUUUCAUAAGUUGUGUUGAUAAAUAUAAUUACUUUUGGGAAAAAAUUAAAUCUGCAAUAAGUAACUUAUUUAUAAUUUUUUGUUUCUUCUUGAACUCUUAACAAAUACAAAUUUUAUUACUGAUCAGUGGACCAGAUAUUAAUAAACAGACAAACCUACUCUACUUCACACAUUGGGUGGGCCAUUGUUGUAGGUGAAAAGUUGGGAGGAUAGUAUUUAGAAGGGAAUUGAAUGCAUAUCUGUAUGCCACUUUAAAUUACUGCUAACAAAAAAAGAUUCUGAGCAGUUUAGUUAUACAUUUUGAAAUUUGAUUUUAUGAAUUUGAUAAUGAUUUUUGUAAAAAUUUGAUAUUGAUUCUGUAUUAAAAACAAAUUCUAUUUAAUUUAAUUUUUUUUUUUACCACAGUAAAAUUUAUUAUGAACCUCCUGUAAAAUUUUCAAUAAUUUCUGUUUAGUUUAAUAAUUUUAUCCACAGAGUACCUACUGAAUAAAAAUUCCAUAAUAAAAACAAAUUAAAUGCCUAUAAAUAGCUUAAAUGGCUAAAAUGCUUUUAAAAAUGUAACCACAUCUAGAAAAGGCAAAUAUAAGUUUUUAUUCAAAUUUCAAGUCCCUAUGAAUAGUUUUAACUGAAUUUCACCAAAACAAAAAUUUAAUACACAUUUUUCUAUGAAAGGAAAAUUAGUGACUUCCUUAAAGUACCACUUAGUUAAAAUUAGUGUUAGUGUAUUAAUAUACAGGCUGUCCCGCAAAGAUUUACCCCUUGAAUAUCUCUGAAGAUAAUAAAGAUAAUCAAAUUAUGUUUUUUUUUUUUUUUUUUUUUUUUUUUUUUAUAUUACUCAAAAGGAAUGAAGAGUACUAAUAUUUUUAUAUGGAUUAAUUUUUUUUGUUAUUAUGAAAAAAUAACUUAUUAUUUUCAGAAAAAUUUUAAAAUAGACAAUCUGUAGUUUUUUCCUGAACUUUUCAAUGUAUCACAAAUUAUAUCUGAUGAAUAGUAUCUAAGUAACAACCAAUUUAAAUUUCACUAAUCCAUGUGAAGCCUGGUGUUAUUUAGAAAAUAUCCUAACUGUGUUCACAAAAAUAUUGGUUUUCACAUAGAUUAAUAGAAUUUAAAAUGGCUGUUACUUAGAAACAUCAGAUAUAAAUUUAUAAUACUUUCACAUUUUCAAAAAAAACCUACAGAAUGGUUAUCUUAAAAUUUUCUUAAAAUAAAAAAUUCAUAUAUAAAUAUUUGUACUACUAGUUCCUGUAAGUAAAAUAAUAAAAAACAUAAUGUGAUUAUCUUUAUUAUCUCUGGAAAUAUCAAGGGGUAUAUCUUUAUAGGACAGCCUGUAUAUACUUUAUAUAUUAUAUUAUUAUAUAUUCAUAUGUAGUUAUAAAUGCAUGGUUUUAAUACACGUUUACCAGUGUACUUGUGUAUUUUAAAUACCCAUAGCAAAUUGUAAGCCUUAGUUUGAAUUAACAAACUGUUGUUUCCAAAACUAAUUUUCAACUUCCUAAUCUUCCCUCUCCAAAUAUUUUUGGUAGACCUCAAGUGUUAUUUUUAGUAAUUUUUUUCUUGUGUCUCAUUACAUGUAUAAUAUAAUUUAAAUUUCUGACAAACAAUAAAUUAAAUUAUUUUAAAUUUGUUUUUUUUUUACUUAAUGUAAGCCAAUUAAAGGCAUGUAAAUCAAUAAGUAACAACAAUUUUUCUGAUUAAAAAAAGUACCCCUUAACCUCAUAAAAAGGUUUGCAUAUUUAAAGUAGAAUUAAAUUUGGAUUUAAUAAUUUCAAGAACAUAGAUUUAGAUGCAUGAACUGAUGGUUUUGUGCAAAAUUUGAGUAAUAUUAAUUUAAGUUGUUUUUGGGGGGGAGCUAGAACGCCUCUAGCUCACUGUGUACUAGUAUUAAAUUUUUAAUUAAGGAUCUAUUAAUAAAUUAAUAAUGUGUUUAUUUUAACAAUUGAAAAAAUAAAUCUUUUUUAUUUAUGUUGUACUAUAAUUCUUGACUUGUCAAUUUUAAUUAUUUAACAGUGUUUAUUCAAAUGUUUUUCAUACAUUUUAAUAUAAGGAGUGAGGGGGGAUAAUUAAAUUCAUAUAGCUAUUUUAUUAAAUUUAUAAUUUGGAGAUUCACAUUUAAUUAGUUAUAAAAAAAAGUUGAGUUCCACUGAUUAAAGAUUAUCUGAACAUAAUAUAUAAUGUAGUAUAUUAAAAUAAGUAAAAUAAUAUUAAUUCAUGUGUUUUUCAGAGUGGUAUUUUGUUUAUUUUUUAUUAUGAAUUUGGUUCUUUGGGCUAAAGAAAGUUCAGCUGCUAUUCCAUUUUCAACAUUGCUAGCAUUGUUAGUCUUAUGGUUUUGUGUAUCUGUCCCACUGACAUUUGUAGGUGCAUUAUUUGGUUUCCGUAAACGAGUAAGUAUUUUAACAUUAUCAUUUCAUUUUUACUAUGAAACUUGUGUAUAAUUCUUCUAUCAUUAUAAUAUUAGUAUUAGUAGUUAACAUAAUGUUAAUUUUAUGAAAUUAAUAUAAUUUAUAAGUUUAUUUAAACAACUUUUACAUUUUUAUUCUUGACCAUAAUAUGUUAAUCCUCUUCACUUAAAUUGUCUAUUUCUGUGGCUUCAUUGAGUUUUAAUUAUUUUUAUGAAAGUGCAAAUUUUCUAUACAAAUAGAUGGAUUUAGUUAAAUAUAAUUCUAUUUCAUUUAUGAUUAUUAUUAUUUUAGCCUUAUUGUUAUUAUUAUUAUUUUAGCCUUAUGAUUAUUAUUAUUUUAGCCCAUUGAACAUCCUGUAAGAACAAAUCAAAUUCCACGUCAAAUUCCAGAACAAACUAUUUAUACUCAAUCCUUCCCAGGAAUAAUAAUGGGUGGAGUUUUACCUUUUGGAUGUAUUUUUAUUCAACUUUAUUUCAUCCUUAACUCUUUGUGGUAUGCUAUUUAAUUUAAUAUAUAAUGUUUUUAAUAUUUAAUUAAAUAAUUUAUAGUUUGCAAAACAAAAAGAAACAAUUUAAUUUACUUAUUCUGUUUUUAUGUAACUUUAUAUAUUUCAGGUCUAACCAGAUGUAUUAUAUGUUCGGAUUCCUUCUUCUUGUGUUUAUAAUACUCAUCAUAACAUGUUCAGAAACCACUGUACUCUUAUGUUAUUUUCAUUUAUGUGCUGAAGUAAUUAAACAAUUGAUAUAGUGAUCAUUCAAUUUUUACAAUAAUUAUGAUUUAUUUAAAAUAUUUUUUUUAUAUUCAGGAUUACCAUUGGUGGUGGCGUAGUUUUUUAACUAGUGCAUUCACAUCUUUUUACCUAUUUUUGUACUGUGUUCAUUAUUUCAAAACCAGACUUAAUAUUGAAGGAGUGGCAUCAACUUUUCUUUAUUUUGGAUACACAUUUAUAAUGGUUUUCCUAUUUUUCUUGAUGACUGGUAAGUUAAUUGUUUUUAACAAUACAUAAGGUGAUUUGUUUGUGAUAAUAUGCCACCAUUAUUAUGAUACAUUUAUUAUUCCUUUGUUCUAAAUUUUAAACUGUUACAACUCUAAAUUAUGUAACUUAUUAUAGUAUUAAGAAUAACAAUUUUUUUUUUCAUAUAUAUUGAAAAAGAAGGGGGUCAUAUUUCCUCUUAAGUCACCCAUUUUGUUUAAUCUUGUGUUAGAAAAGAUGAUAGAGAGAUAAAAAUUGAGGUUCAAGAAGGCAUAAAACUUCAAUAAUCUAUGAUUUCUUUUAUUUCAUAUUUUAGAGACAUAAUAGAAAUUUUUUCCAAAUAUAUAUUUUGAAAAAUAAAACUGUAAAAAAUCAGCCUCUAAAAAUUAUGUUUCUUAAAAUAAAUUAUGGUCUUAAGGUUAAAAAUUAUACACUUCUUUGCAUUCACCCUAACUAUUUGAAAUUAGAACACAAAAUACAAAAAACAAAAUUUUAAGAAAUUUUAUUUUUUUAUUUUCACCAACGAAAACCGAUUCUGAGUGGAGUUCAGUUAUACUUAUUUUGAAAGGCUAUAAUAUUUACGAUUAUCAUUAAAAUUUUUAUAAAAAAAAUCUACAUCACUCUUAUUUUAUUUAACAACUUAGUACCACUUAUAAUGUACCUCCUGUUAAAUUUUUAAGCAUUUUUGUUUAGUAUAACAAUUUUAUCCAUUUUACCCAGUAAGUAUUAAGUAAAAAACUCUCAAAAAUUAUGAUGUCUUUAAAUAGCUAAAAUAUUUUGAAAAUUUGACCAUGUCUAGAAAAGACAAAUAUAAGUUCCGUCUAAACUUCAAAUCUAUACAAUUAAUAUUUUAAACUAAAUCUUAAAAAAAAAAAAAAAAUGAAAAGAAAAUAAUCCUUUUUCCGGAUUUUCCCAUUUAUUAUGAAACCCCUGAGAAAAUCAAAAAACGUCCUACCUAAACUACCACCUUAGACCAAUUUUCUUUCAGGAAAUAUUCUACAUUUGAAUAUUGCAGCAAAAUAUCAAGUAGAAAAGUUGUUCACAGAUUAAAAAACCCAAAUAAACAUGAUUAUAAAAUCAAUAAAUUCCUUGUGUUUAGAAUCUAAAAUAACUAAAAUUAGACUACUUUACAAAGUUUUCUCUUUAAGCGAAGAAUUUUUGCUAAAAAAUUUACUAGGCCCUCUUGUAUUAUGCAAAGUAUGACACAUUUUGCAACACUAAUAUUGUUAAGUUAGCAUUAAAAAAAUAAGAAGCAUUUAAAAAAUAGAUCAAGUUAUUGAUAUUGUAAAUUCAUAAGAAUUAAAUGCGUAAAAAAAAAAUAGUCAGAAAGUCUGACCAGUUAGUUCUUGGGGUUUUUAAUAAUGUUUUUUAUUUUAUUUUGCACAUUGAUCAUAUUAUGGAAAUAUGAGAUCAGAUAGGUAUGAUCACAUCAAUAAGUGUUUUUGUGGAAUUUAGGCUCUACAUUUACUGCAGUUCUUGCAUUUCAUUACUCAUGAUAAGUUUUAUACUUGCAUAAUUAACAUUGAUUAAUUAGGUAUACAAUUUAAUCAUAGACAACAAUAAAGAACAUUAAAAUAAUAGAAUAUUUAACAUAUUGUGUUUAUAAACUUAUAAGCUCCAUACAAAUUUGUAUUAAGAAAAUAGAUAAUAUGAAUAAUAAGAUGCUAAACUAAAGUAAGAAUGUUGAUAAUAUCUAUUUUCUUAUAGCUAAUCUAACAAAGUAGUACCAAAAUUUAUAUAAUUAUAUUAUAUUAUAUUUAAUUAUAAGUCACAUGCUCAUGCGACCAACUAAGCUAUGACAACCACUUAUGUGAUAAUGUCAAUAAAACAUUCAUAACUAUUUCUUUACAAAACCUUCUAUUGUUAGUAAAGAAUACUUGAAUUACAAUAUUCAUUUUAAAUUAUCAUAAUAUAAAUCUGUUCAUGAUAAUCAUUUAUUACUUAAAUAAAUUCAGGUGAUUGGCCACUGAAUUUUUAAGUUAUUUUAUGUAAUUGUUGCCAUCUAAUUUCUGAUUGUGCGAUGUAAUUUUUCAAAUAUGCUUAAGUGAUACUCAAUUUUAGGAAAUAUUUAAACUAUGUGUACAGAAUUUUUCUUUAAACCAUAGUAAAUGAUGAUAAUUGUUUUCAAUAAGUAUGUUCUAAUAGAUAUAAAUCUUUUCAGGUACUAUUGGAUUUUUCGCAACAUUUUGGUUUGUUCGAAAAAUAUACAGUGUAGUUAAAGUGGAUUAGUUUGAAAACAUAUUCUUUUUUUAAAUUAAGUCA
This is a messenger RNA of Cinara cedri, 12905 nucleotides long. The record is from the annotation of a GenBank genome assembly. NCBI's taxonomy places the organism in Eukaryota, Metazoa, Arthropoda, Insecta, Hemiptera, Aphididae.